Molecule: messenger RNA, 861 nt
Organism: Physella acuta
Lineage: Eukaryota; Metazoa; Mollusca; Gastropoda; Physidae
Product: CLIP-associating protein 1-like
Biological process (GO): spindle organization; establishment or maintenance of microtubule cytoskeleton polarity; microtubule polymerization
Molecular function (GO): microtubule plus end polymerase activity; microtubule plus-end binding
Source: RefSeq, a predicted model, not a curated record
UGUAUUUUAUAAAAAUAAGUAAAUCUGUUUCUUAACUUCAGAUGCAGACAAUUUUUUUAUGGGAAUGAUUUUUCUCAACCUUUCUUAAACCAAGCUGAGGAAGAAAUUAUUUUCUGAUAGAUCGUAACAUGUGAAAAGAUGUACUGUGUGUAGCGUGUGCUCUUGAUGUGGGAAAGACUGGAGGAUAUUGUGUUGUGUUCAUUUUUGUACAUAUUGUAACAAGUAUAAUUUUUGCAUCGGUCACAGCUGAUUAAAAAAAUGACCUCCCUGGAAGAUUUCUAUGAAGGGGUCAUCUCCCAGGACACCAAGCGUCGUCUACAGACCCAUUCGGACCUGGUUCCAUUUCUCAGUGACCCUCGCAGCUCCCUAGAAUGCCACCAGAUCAACAUUGAUCAGAUGAUUGAGGGACUUUCAAACUGGGUCAAAAGUAGUAACUUCAAGGUGUCCCUGAAUGGGCUGGAGGUCCUGUGUUUGAUGGUGGACCGCAUGGGGGAGAACUUUAGACCACAUGUGACAACAGUCCUGCCUGCUGUUAUUGACAGGCUGGGUGAUUCCAAGGAUCAGGUCAGGGACAUGGCGCAGCAGCUCUUGUUAAAGCUGAUGAUGCCGGCGUCCACACCACAGUAUGUGUUUGACAGACUGGGUCCAGCCUUUAGCCACAAACUGUGGCAUGUUAAAGAAGGAGUUCUGCUCACACUACAAAACACAAUCAAUAGAUACGGUGCUCGCUGUUUGCUACUUUCAAAGAUAGUUCCAGAUAUUUGUAAAUUGUUAGAUGACCCAAGUCCUCAGGUUAGAGAGGCAGCAACCUAUGCCAUUGUAGAAAUUUAUCGGCAUGUUGGUGAAAAGACACUGAACUAG